Messenger RNA from Salvia splendens (bonfire salvia), 3209 nucleotides. RefSeq names its product putative late blight resistance protein homolog R1A-10. The coding region runs from base 664 to 3003 and encodes 779 amino acids. The record is from RefSeq and is a predicted model, not a curated record. Gene Ontology annotation, biological process: defense response to other organism. Gene Ontology annotation, molecular function: ADP binding. NCBI's taxonomy places the organism in Eukaryota, Viridiplantae, Streptophyta, Magnoliopsida, Lamiales, Lamiaceae. The transcript is spliced from 2 exons.
AUCCAAUUGCACUCCACAAUUUCAAAAAUCAUACUCCUCCCUCUUCAUCACCACUGAUCUUCAGUGUUUGAUAACUCACAUUUCAACUAGGUGAUGGCGGCUUAUGGUGCAGCCAUUUCUCUCAAGAAUACGAUUCAACGUAUUCUACAAUCGCCUCGCAUUUCGCUGGUUUCUGUUUUCACUGGAAUUUCUCUGAAGCCGCACUGGCGACCGGCGAUUUCUCUAAAGAAUAAAAUUCGGCACCGGCGUCCGGUGAUCUUUCUGAAGAAUAAAUUUUGGCACCGGCGACCGGUGAUUUCUCCGAAGGAUAUAAAUCGGCACCGGCGACUGGCGAUUUCUCUGAAGAAUAAAAUUCGGCACCGGCGGCGAUCCUCUCAACGCAUCCUACAACAGACAUACGAUGCCAUGUGUCGCUUGCAGAAAGUCUUGUUGAAAUUGGAGAAGACCGGGUACAGCAAGAUCAGGACGAGGGUGAAUGAUUUGGAUGAUCGAAUCAAAGAGAUCAUAUGGGUAAUCGAAGAUUUAAUAGAAUAGCAUCUCUAUGAUCAGAUUGUUGCAUAACUCGAAAGCUCGCAACGAGGUGAGGGAGAUCACUUGUCUUUCUCCGCUGAUCUGCAUAAUCUGCAACGCUGCGUUGAUUACUUACUCGAGAGGGUGAGGGUGAUGAAGGUGGAGUACCGUGAUGCACUGGCGAAUAUGCCUGAAGAAAAAGGCGAACCUAUUCGCUCAAGGAUUGAUAUUGGUGGAAUCAGCUCCGAGAUGGUUGGAUCAUCUGAUCAAUUUGAACGAGUCCGGGAUUAUCUACUUGCAAGAAUACGUGGAUUGAGUUUUAUAGUGGUUAAAAAUUGGAUAUUUGUUAUUGGGAUGGCAGGGGUUGGGAAGACAACUCUGGCAAAGAAAGUAUUUGAAGAUCCAAUGAUUCAGAGACAUUUCGAGCUUCGAGCAUGGGUCAAAGUGGGCAGAAAAUGUGAAUCCAAUGAAACAUUACGAUGCAUUCUGGCUCAAGUGGAUCCCAACACUCGCGACCAAAUGCUUACCCAAGGAGAGGAUGGCGACGACGACUUUGAGAAAUUAGUUGGAGUCUUGGAAGAGAUAUUGAAGGAUAAGAAGUGUCUCAUUGUGAUGGAUGAUGUAUGGGGUUGGGACAGACGACUAAUGGAUAGACUACGAGAAUUGAAUGUUGGAAUCUUACUUACAAGUAGGUUAAGAUUUGAUAAAGAACCUCCAUCAUUUGAGAAAAUGCUGGAGGAAAUCUUAUUUCGAAGAAUGAUCUGUGGACAUAAAGGAUCUCCAUUGGAAGUAGUAGGCUUGUUGAGUGAUGAAGAAAGUAAGAAAUUACUUGGUGAGAAGGUGUUUGGUGAAGAGGGGUUCCCUCCUCACCUCGAGAAAUUGGGGGAGAAGAUUGCCAAAAAAUGUGAGGGUCUUCCACUUAUGAUAGUCAAAGUUUCAGAGCUUCUAUCCGAGAAAGAUAAGACCCCGGAAUUCUGGACCGAGGUAGCUGAGAGACAACAUAAUCCAAUGUUCGAGGAUGCAUAUGAUCAGAUAUCUGAGGUACUUUUCCCUAGCUACGAUUACUUGCCCCAAUAUUUAAAAAUGCUUUUCCUCUAUCUGGGAGCUUUCCCUCCAUAUAGUAAUAUUGACAUAACAAAUAUCUUCAAUCUUAUGAAUGCUGAGGGAUUUGUUCAAUCAAUUGGGACACAAAAAGAUUUUACGAUAGAAUAUAUUGGAAAGAAGCUUCUUACACAGUAUCAUCUUAUGCUAAUCGAAAGUGGUGGAGGAUCUAUGUUUACAGCAGGCAAGUUCCGCGUACAUUCUUGCUGGCAGCAUUUGUGUAGGAAAGAAGCUAGUAAGAUCAAGUUUUUGCAUGUUUUACAAAGUUGGGAUAAUGUUAUGAAAGACCAGCGUCGUUUGGGUGCCCAUUGCAACACUUUGUUUGCCUUUAAACAAGUGUCCGAUUCAGUAAGUGAUUGUGCAUCCACCAUCCGGUCUCUCCUUUUUCUUGGUCCUUACCACCGAUUUCCGGUUUCAAUACCUGCCAAGGAUUACAAGUUGUUAUGGGUACUAGAUGCUCUCAGAGUCAGAUUUUACCAUGUCCCACUUGAAAUCCUGAAACUAGUGUGUCUAAAGUACCUUUCCCUAACUUGCAACAACGAGAUCCCUAUAUCCGUAUCCAACCUUUUUCAACUUCAAACCUUGAUUAUCGGACAACAUAUGAAAAUUAAAAAGCGAGGAUGCGACUCAUAUGUUCCGGUGGAAAUAUGGAAUAUGCAAGAACUACAACAUAUCGGAAUCCGGGGAAGAGACUUACCAACUCCUAAUUCUGAUGCUACUUUGGACAAACUCACCUGUCUUCGUGGUGUGAGUGUGAAGAGUUGCACUAGAGAAAUUCUUAAAAGAAUUCCAAAUUUGAAUGAAAUAAGAAUCGGCAUGGAGUUCAAGCCUUAUGGUGAUGAUGAUGACUUGUGCAACGCAAUGAGUGGCUUGGGUUAUAUAUCAGAAGAACUUCAGAAUUUGGAGUCACUUUCAUAUUGGGUAGUGAACCCUGAUAUGCAACAUGUGUGUAUGGUUCCUCUUGAAAUGUUCCCAUCAAGCCUGAGAUAUUUGCGGUUGAGUGGCUUAGGGUGCCCUUGGGAGUACCUUAAUCAUAUUGGUCCGCUGCUACCAAUUCUUUUCACUCUCUCCUUAGAAAGUUAUGCCUUUCGUGGCCCAGAGUGGGAUAUAGAAUCCAAGUGUUUUUUGAAUCUUGUAACACUUAUAAUUGAAGACACUGAUUUGGUGGAAUUGAGAGCUCAACACGGAAGCCUUCAAAAGCUUGAGAUGCUAAGCAUUCAGCAUUGCUACAAAUUCAAACAACUCGAUUGGACGCGUGAUCCCUCAACGGCCACAAUGCUGACAAUUGAAUUAGUGGACUGCAGUCCCAGUGUUAUAUCUUCCCCCAUGCAAUUACAUGGUGCUGGCUUUAAAGUUCAUUUGCACACUUCUUACCUAGAUGAGAAGUCGUAGCAAGAGUUUCAGCUGGAUUUACAGGCAAAUGAGACAUCAGAAGGGGUGAGGAGCUACGUUAUCCCAUCAUUUCAAUUGUAUUAAGGAUAUUUGUUGAAUUUCGGUGAGGAUUGUGAAACCUAAAUGUUAAAUUAUGUUUGAUUUGUGUGAAAACAUUACAUGAAUUUUUCUAUAAUUCAGGGAUUGUAUUAAGGAUAUUUGUUGAA